Tribolium castaneum (red flour beetle) is the source of this 1503-nucleotide messenger RNA. RefSeq lists its product as uncharacterized. The transcript has 10 exons. Lineage: Eukaryota; Metazoa; Arthropoda; Insecta; Coleoptera; Tenebrionidae. The record is from RefSeq and is a predicted model, not a curated record. The coding region runs from base 218 to 1189 and encodes 323 amino acids.
GAGAGUGCAUCGGUUCGAAAAGGGUCGCCCGGCGUCACAGCCGGCGUUCCAUCCACGAAUUUAAAUAUUUUUGCAGUAUCUUGCAAUUAUCUCGGCGUUUGUUAAUAGCAUAAGGUUGGUUGUUGAUUGGCCCGAACAUGGCGUCACCAAGCCUUUUGUAGGUUAGUUUUCUGGGCCCAAAAAUCUUCAUUUUGCGCGAAUAAAUGAGAUAAUAACCAUGUCAGGCCCCCACGGCGACUGUCCAAAUACGCCCGAAGGCCCCCCUGACGAAAUAACCGCGGCUUUUGAAGCCAUCAUGAUGAAAAAACUCGAUAUCCAACGGGAAAUAACGCACCUAACGCGUGAAAAUGAACAGUACCGCGUCCGCUUUGAAUUUUUGAGUCAGAAAAUGAGCGGUUUGAGCACCUUUCUGGGGCAAAGUGCGAGCAUUUUGAGCCAGUUGUGCGACAGUUCGAGGAACGCGCUCCAAAUUGCGAGGACUAGUUGCGAUACCCCCACAGUUGUGAAGAAACGCUCAGUGGGGGCGCAAAAUGUGCCGAAAAAGGCGCUAGUGAGGCACAACUUUCACAUUGAGCCUCUCGACCUGACCGCCUUGCAGCGGGAAAAUGUAGCGACAAGUUCGCCAAUUUCACACGAAAAUUUACGGGAGCAGGAACAUUCAGAUGAUGACGAACCGCUCCAAAAACGUCUUACAACGAUUUAUGAGGAAAGUUUGCGAAGACAGAGCGCUCCUAAGGAACUUUACGUCCAAGUAAGUCGAUUACCAAACACUGUCAUCGAAAAUCGUUCGCGGGAACGCGACCUGAGCAUUUCAAACAAUAGCCUUGAUAUUUCAAUGGACCCGACCUUUUGUUCAACUCCCUUGAAGCUGGAAACGAUGAAAAAGUUGGGUUUGGUGCCUUGCUCAGAGGUUCAGAAAUUGAAUAAUUUUGUGAGUGUAAGACAGAAGGCAAAUAAACCGGUGAAAUUAUCUCCAACUAAGGAAAUAGUCCAAAAUUUGGACAGAACAUUGAGAAAACGAAACACAACGAGUCCGAAAAGCCCAGAUUUGAAAAAACCCAAACUGAGUCCGAAAAAAUCGAAAGGGAAAGAGGAGACAAAACAGGUAGAAAAUUCCAGACCACAUCGCAGCGCCAAGCCAAAGAACCUCAAAGAAGACAAUCUCAAAUCGAAGAAACGUCGUAAUUAAGAUUUUUUACAUUAGAUAGGUUUUUCAUUUCAUUAUUCCUUUCAUAGCCGCCCUGAUUAAUGAAAGAAGGGUGGUUACGUCACGUGAGUUAGUAACAAAAGUUGAAUCAAUUGUUUAGUUACGAAGUCAUUUCAUGUGGCCCAACAGAUGGAGCUGGGUCAAGGCCACCUUCUUCAUUAAUCGAAGCGGGGGCGCACAGUACUGUAAAUACCUUUGUAGCGCUACUGUAAUGUUGAGACUGUUUAAAGGAAAAUUAUAAUUAUUGGGUUGUAAUUAAUAAUUUAUGUAAAACUAAUAAAUUGGAACAGAAUUUA